Aaosphaeria arxii CBS 175.79 is the source of this 2475-nucleotide messenger RNA. RefSeq lists its product as uncharacterized. The transcript has 5 exons. Lineage: Eukaryota; Fungi; Ascomycota; Dothideomycetes; Pleosporales. Gene Ontology annotation, molecular function: 1-alkyl-2-acetylglycerophosphocholine esterase activity. The record is from RefSeq and is a predicted model, not a curated record. Bases 266 to 2248 code for a protein of 660 amino acids.
UCAACAUCUACCAAGUAGCGCCAGAUCGGUACAGACCGGAGAUGCCGGUGGCUCCUCCGUGUAUCGAUAGCCAUUGAACUUUUUCAAUAGCUCGAGUCUGUCUUGCAUCAAAUGUUUGCUAAAAGUACAUCAAUUCAACCUUAGCGCUGAUUACCAUGGCGCAGUAGCACCUUGCGCUUGUACAUAUACCUUUUCCUCUCCCUAGUUACUCCAGCUUCUGCACCCUUCUCUGUCCAGUGCAUGUUCCUUUGUACCAUACCCGAAAAUGCAUCUUCCAGCCCAGAUAACUGGGAGGAAGAGCGAGGAGCUGGGUAGGACGAACAGUGCAAUUGGCGGCACUGGAAAGAUCCCACGCGCCAAAAAGCCCAGAUCAAGACCGCCAACAAGCUUACGAGACAAGCUUGGUUUCCUACAAGCACAUUUGCCUUCCUAUUCUGGGCCAUACAGUGUUGGAUCCAUGGACAUUGAAGUUCCAGUAGAAAAUCCGCGAACCUUCUCACACAUCACGCGCGACGGAAAACAUCUAUUGAAAAUCGAAACGGUGUUGUUUACGUUGUACUAUCCUGCAGCGAUUGGAUCCGGCUCUGGGAAGGAUCCUGGUGGCAGGAGGAAUUGGUCUCGCGAAACAUGGCUCCCAAGACCCAGGAUCGAAGUUGCGAAGGGAUAUGGAAAGUUUGCUGGUAUUCCAGGACCCGUGGCCGUGGCUUACUUUGGCGCAACCACUGGGCUUACAAAGUUACGCGCCUUUCGCAAUUCACCCGUCGCAACCCACUGGCCGCCUAUGGGCAAUUCGAAGAAGAAUGGCCAUAAGAUAAAGAACAAGCAGGGUCCACCACCACCCGGUGGUUCUGAAGAGCCAACAUUUCCGCUCUUGUUCUUUAGCCAUGGGCUAGGAGGAACGAGGACAGCAUAUUCAACAAUGUGCGCCGAGUUUGCCAGCUAUGGGUUCGUCGUCUGCGCUUUGGAGCAUCGAGACGGUUCGGGUCCACGGACUUUUGUUAAUCACCCAAAAGAGGGCGGAGAGGGCUCUCAAAAGCAGGAAGCUCAGGGAAAUGUCGAUCAUACCCAUGAGGAAAUCAGGAAAGGUUAUGACAGAAUUGAUUACGUAUUUCCCAAAGACAACCCGUUUGAUACGAGCCCAAAGAACGAGAAGGGUGUUGAUGGCGAACUCAGAAGCGCCCAGAUUGAACUUCGACUUGCAGAAAUCGAAGAGGCCUACAAAGUGCUCUGCGAUAUACGCAAUGGUGGAGGCGCCGAAAUAGAGCGCCGAAACCUAAGACGAGAAGGAUAUAUUGGCGGAAGCUCAAGAGGGUUAGCCGGAGUGGAUUGGUCAAUGUGGACGAAAAGGUUUCACGUAGACAGAGUCACGGUUGCGGGACACUCUUUCGGUGCUGCUACCAUUGUUGAGCUGUUAAGAAACGCCGAUCGAUUUUCUUAUGUUCAAGCGGGAAUCAUUUACGAUAUAUGGGGAGCACCGAUCAAGCCGCCUAAAGAUGACCCACGACAUAGAAUUCAUCUUCCUUUACUAGGCAUAAACUCAGAGGCAUUCAUGUAUUGGCAAAAGAACUUGGAUGCUGUUACAUCUCUAAUGGAGGAAACACGAGAGCAGGGAGCACCAGCGUUCUUGUGCACAGUGAGAGGUUCAAUACACCUUUCACAGUCAGAUUUCACAAUACUAUUUCCUCAUGUGUGCUCCUUCUUCCUGAAGGCGACAGUGCACCCUCAGAGGGCAAUCGAUCUGAACAUCAGUGCAUCUCUCGAGUUUCUUCGGGACGUUACAGAGGGCGCCGGGAAAUCCAUCAUCCAACGAUGCUUAACGGACGAAGAGCUUCUCCAGACUCCAUUGCUAGACGAACUUCCAAACCUGCAUAGACCCGAUACUGAGGAUAUCGCCGCAAAGCUCAAAGUCCCUAAUGAAUUUAGGACACGCAUGGCAGCAAAAGUGCAAAGAAAGUUGAAGCGGCAGAAGGCACAUGGUUUCUACAGUCCCGGGGACGAGGUGUGGAUGCAUUUCAAGACGGAGGAAGAUGAACUUGCGAGUUGGCGGGAGAAGAACAGGCGCGAGGAGGAUCCGGAUCGAGAACAGCUUCGCGAACAACGGCGUCAGGAGGAGAGUGCUACAAAAGAGCAGGAAGAGAGAGAUGAGGACAGCACGAGUAGUGAUAACCUACCAGAAACUACGGACAGUCCGGUCCGCAAAAGCUGGCUGGGUCGCCCUCCGGAGUUGAAGACGGACGACCAAAGCUAAUAUACCGCAUUCUGAGCUGUGAUGAAUAGCUCUACUAAUCACUUUACUAAUGAAUGAAUAUUUUUGAUCGUAAUCAAGCAUACAUACAUGCCCCUUCCUGGAAGCUGGUCCUUGGGUGUAGACAUUUAAAAGGCCGAGACAACAAUCCUUUAUCUGCCACCAUGUCCCUCAAAAUGGUUGGAUUGAGAGCGAACAAGCAGAAUUAGAUAUGGCAACCUAGAUCCAAG